This is a messenger RNA of Mizuhopecten yessoensis (Yesso scallop), 1623 nucleotides long. Its product is annotated as regucalcin-like. The record is from RefSeq and is a predicted model, not a curated record. Gene Ontology annotation, molecular function: gluconolactonase activity; enzyme regulator activity; calcium ion binding. NCBI's taxonomy places the organism in Eukaryota, Metazoa, Mollusca, Bivalvia, Pectinida, Pectinidae. The coding region runs from base 106 to 1032 and encodes 308 amino acids. The transcript has 6 exons. Gene Ontology annotation, biological process: L-ascorbic acid biosynthetic process.
GUUAAACAACAAGGGACAAGCAAGCGCAGGUCCAGAUUUUCUGUCGACUCGUCCGGUGCUACUAGUGAGGAACAGUUGUUUUAUCUGCACGAGUCUUAAUCUACUAUGUCGGUAGAGGUAGUCAUUCCUAAUAUCACCCCAGGGACUGGGGAAGGACCACAUUGGGAAGACAACACCCAACGCCUCGUCUUUGUUGACGUUGAACAGAAAACUGUGUUAAGAUGGGAUUCCCUGACCAGAAACAUUGAAACGCUACAGUUAGAGGACAUGGUUGGCUGCAUUGUGCCAUGUAAGAAGGGAGGAUACCUGGUUGGAGUCGGACGGCAGCUAGCACACCUAAACUGGUCUUCAAAGAAUCUGACCAAUCUACACGAGAUACCUCUUCACGGUAUUCAAAACAUGUUCAACGAUGGGAAGUGUGACCCAGCCGGCCGAUUUUGGAUAGGUAGUACGGGUAAGACUUUGUCUUAUGAACCCCUGGAGAUAGAAUUGGAGAAGGGGAAGCUGUACUGUCUUGAUUCAGACGGCUCCUUUCACAAACAUCUGGACAAAUUGAACGUCUCCAACGGUUUGGCGUGGACAUCUGACCACAGGACCAUGUACUUUAUUGACAGCAUCCCCGGCCAGAUCAUGGCCUUCGACUAUGACGUCACUUCCGGGAAUAUAAGUAACAGAAGGACAGUGGUGGACUGUCGCACCCUAAACCUCACUGAUAAUGGCAACGCAGGUGUACCAGACGGUCUGACGAUCGAUACCGACGGAAAUCUUUGGGUCGCUUUCUAUGGUGCCGGACUGGUUGUCUGCUUCAAUCCCCAAACAGGUAAAAUUCUCAGAAAGGUUGAAAUACCAUGCAAAAGGGUUACGUCCUGUUGUUUUGGUGGGGCAAAUCUGGACGAGCUCUAUGUAACUAGUGGUAGAGAAGGAUCGACGGACGCGGAGAUCAGGGAUUUCCCCGCCGCUGGCUCGGUGUUUCGAGUCAGAGGACUAGGAGUCAAGGGUCAUCCCGCCAAUGUGUUUCAAGGAAACUGUUAAAAAUAGUCAGCUUGUUUCUUUUCCACUCUUCUAAUUCCACUCUCGCGGCAGUAUCUACUCGAGUCCUUGUAAAAUAUGGUAUGGUUAUAUCAAAUUAUGUCUAUUUGUAUGAUUUUGUUUAGAAAUAUUACUAUAGAAUGCACCCUUGGUUUUUUUUCAAAUUUUAACGUUAUGCAAGAACAGUAAAACCUCAUAUCCCUUUUUAUCGUUUUCUUGUGUAUUCUUUAUACAUUUCCUUCAAAAUAUCGCCAAACCCCUUUAUAUCGUUUAAAUUUCAAAUGGUGGCAGAAUAACGAGGUGUGACUAUAUCAAUAUGGAACUCUACUGCGGAUCGUCUGAGAGAAGCGUUCUGUGCUCUGUAAUACCUACAGUGGAAUUAUACAGUGGAAUUAAGCAGUGGAAUUAUACAGUGGAAUUGGACUUAUACAGUGGAAUUAUACAGUGGAAUUAUACAGUGGACUUAUACAUAUCAUAUGUAAAAUCGCUUUGCAAGUGUUGUUGAAUCAAUUUUCUUAUAAAAUAAAGGAAUUUGACUAAACCGUAUCGUUAGUUUAGAAAAUAGCUUGUUGUUUUAAUAUGCAAAGCAUAUAG